AAGCAGAGGCAGCAGCAGGCAGCGUGGCUCCUGGCUCCGGGGAAAAGCGAGUUGGAGGGAGCCUGACAGAGCAGACCGAGGAUCAGGAUCCAGCUGAGCUAAACUCAGCUGCGGUUACAAGCUCAAGGCAGGAGUUUGGACGCUCUCAAGAGCUCGUCUCUGCUCCUUUGGCUCGGCUGACCCUACCAUGUGGACUCUGCCCCUCCGGGUCAGGACUAGAGUUUUAAAAUAAGAUGGAUGAUUUGACGUUACUUGAUCUCCUGGAGUGCCCCGUGUGCUUGGAAAAGCUCGAUGUCACAGCCAAAGUCCUCCCUUGCCAGCACACCUUCUGCAAACCAUGUCUCCAGAGGAUCUCCAAGGCCCACAAGGGGCUGCGCUGCCCCGAAUGCAGGACCCUGGUGUUUGGCAGCAUCGAGGCGCUGCCGGCCAACCUGCUGCUCGUGCGCCUGCUGGACGGCGUGCGCUCGGGGCCGAGCUCCGGGAGAGGGGGCUCCUUCCGCAGGCCUGGCGUGCUGGCCUUGCAGGACGGCAGGAAGAGCAGGACUCACCCCAGAGGUCUGCAGGCCAGCCCGUUCCGACUUGUGCCCAACAUCAGAAUCCACAUGGAUGGGGAUGAUAUCAUCACUGUGAUCAGCCGAGUGGAUGAGAACUGGGCAGAAGGGAAGUUAGGAGACAAAAUCGGCAUCUUCCCAAUCUUGUUUGUUGAGCCAAACCUCACUGCGAGACACCUGCUGGAGAAGAACAAAGGCCACCACCCAACUCGCACAAAAAGCCUGUCCCUGGUGUCCUCCUCCAGAGGCAAAGCCACCAACACGCCCAGCCUCCGAAGGGGCCCUGGGUCCAGGAGGAAGGGGCCCGGGCAGCUCUCCAUCACGACAGCCUUGAACACCCUCAACAGGAUGGUCCAUUCUCCCUCAGGGCGCCAUAUGGUGGAGAUCAGCACCCCAGUGCUUAUCAGCUCUAGCAACCCCUCUGUGAUCAGCCAGCACGUGGAGAAAGCAGAUGUUCUUCCCAGUUCUUUGGAACAGGUCAGCAUGUAUCACGCCACACCUGCCUCCCCAGGACAUUCCAUGGCCAUCGUCAGUAUGCCUGGCUCCCAGCAGCACCUCUCAGCUAACAUGUUUGUAGCUCUCCACUCCUACUCCGCCCACGGACCCGAUGAGCUGGACCUGCAGAGGGGAGAAGGCAUCAGGGUCCUGGGGAAGUACCAGGAUGGUUGGCUCAAGGGAGUCUCCUUGGUCACCGGGCGAGUCGGCAUCUUCCCCAACAACUACGUCAUCCCCAUUUUCAGAAAGACAUCUAGUUUUCCAGACGCCCGGAGCCCUGGUCUCUUCGCCACAUGGACAUUGUCGACCUCCUCUGUGUCCUCCCAAGGCAGCAUUUCAGAAGGUGAUCCCCGACAAAGCCGCCCCUUCAAGUCCGUCUUUGUGCCCACGGCCAUAGUCAACCCCGUGCGGAGCACAGCCAGCCUGGGCGCUCCAGGACAGAGCACUCUCCGGAAAGGGCGGGGCAGCAUGAGAAAGAAUGGAUCCCUGCAGAGACCCAUCCCGUCAGGGAUCCCCACCCUUGUGGUGGGCUCUCUCAGACGCAGCCCCACCAUGGUCGUCCGGCCUCAGCAGUUCCAGUUCCACCAGCCACCGGCGGUCCCCUCCUCACCCUUGAUGGUGGUGGCGGAGAUGGGACCCAAGCCGGCUCCCACGGGGGAGCCUGCCCUCACGUGCAUCAGCAGAGGCAGUGAGUCCAGGAUCCACUCAACCGCCAGCUCCAUCAUCAUGGAAGGCAAGGAAAUCCCCAUCAAGAGUGAGCCUCCACUCAAACCGCCCGCAUCUGCCCCGCCAUCCAUCCUGGUGAAGCCAGAAAACUCCAGAAACAGCAGCGAAAAGCAAGUCAAGACCGUGAGAUUUCAGAAUUACAGCCCUCCUCCCACCAAACACAGCACCUCCGGGAAGCCUGAACAUCCCGCCAACCCUAAGGGGUCCCAGCCUGAAGCCACCCCCUUGGGCCCGGAGAUGACCAUCCUAUUCGCCCACCGCAGCGGCUGCCAUUCCGGACAGCAGACAGACCCCCGGAGGAAGUCAGCUUUCAGCAAGACCGUGGCCCCAGUGUCCUCCGCCUCCUCCACACAGACCACGUUUCCCAGCAAAUGAAUCUACGGGUGGCUUUUCCUAGAUCCCGAAGAGGUGAAUUGCAUUUAAAUACAGUCUGCCUCCAC
This is a messenger RNA of Myotis davidii, 2212 nucleotides long. It is a transcript of the gene SH3RF2, whose product is annotated as SH3 domain containing ring finger 2. The coding region runs from base 234 to 2147 and encodes 637 amino acids. Gene Ontology annotation, cellular component: nucleoplasm. NCBI's taxonomy places the organism in Eukaryota, Metazoa, Chordata, Mammalia, Chiroptera, Vespertilionidae. The record is from RefSeq and is a predicted model, not a curated record. Gene Ontology annotation, molecular function: ubiquitin protein ligase activity; protein phosphatase 1 binding; metal ion binding. Gene Ontology annotation, biological process: positive regulation of proteasomal ubiquitin-dependent protein catabolic process; protein ubiquitination; positive regulation of JNK cascade. The transcript has 9 exons.